UAUUCCUUACUUCCGUAUCUCAAUUGCCAACACAUUUUUCCUUAAACUUUUAAAUUCAGCAUAUAUAGCUCGCUAGCUUAGCUCGAGAGAAACAUUAAGUCUUUGUUCCUUAAGUUGGCAACUUCACUACACACACAAACUGAUCAACUAUACACAGAAGAAGUGAUCAAGAAGUAGACUGCAGUAGUAGUAAUGGCAGAUUGGGGACCAGUGGUGAUAGCGGUGGUGUUGUUUGUGCUGUUAAGUCCGGGGCUACUGUUUCAGCUGCCGGGGAAGAGCAGAGUGGUGGAGUUUGGCAACAUGCAAACCAGUGGACUAUCCAUCCUCGUCCACACCAUCAUCUUCUUUGGCCUCAUCACCAUCUUCCUCAUCGCCAUUGGCGUUCACAUCUACACUGGAUGACCACCAUCAUUUGCUAGCAACUGUCUCUCAGUUCAUUUUCUUGUGUAUGUUUAAUUCAGAAACAAUUACUUGCUAUAAAUUUAUAAAAGGGCUAGUACUUCUUCAACAGUUGACUGCAGCUGCUUAUUCAUUUUUAAGUUUAACCUAGUGUUUAACUACAAUCUACAUAUGGACUCAUAAUUACAUAUAUGUUACACACCCACGACCAUUAGUACCCGCCCACGACCAUUUGGUCUUAGUGGCGUAAGUAUCUUUCGUAAGUAAGAGGUUUCAAAUUCGACUCUUGUAUCAUUCUCAGGAAAAAAAAAA
Messenger RNA from Rosa chinensis, 711 nucleotides. RefSeq lists its product as uncharacterized. The coding region runs from base 193 to 402 and encodes 69 amino acids. The record is from RefSeq and is a predicted model, not a curated record. NCBI's taxonomy places the organism in Eukaryota, Viridiplantae, Streptophyta, Magnoliopsida, Rosales, Rosaceae. The transcript has a single exon.